UCAAAUGCGUUAACGCCCACACAGCCACAGCACGAUGCAUAAUUUGUGCGGUCCUCAUUGACAAGUCAGGACGAUGGUGAGCUUCCCGCCGGUGCACAGCCGCACACUGAACCAAGCAUGCAAUGUUGCUCUCAUCGAAACGGACACAGAUGGAUAGUCUCGUUCAACCACUUGUUGCCCAGUAUCUCGCUAUGGGCUGCCAAUCCAAAGAAAAUGGACAAAAUGAAAAUGUGGGGUCGAAUGGAAAGGAAAAAGAACAUUCACGUCUCUCUCCGGGACCGGGAUGUGGCUCCAGAUCUAAGGUCUGUCCACCGGUGCCUGCCCGGCCUCAGCGGUUCAACAGGCCCAACCUGGCUCAGAUGACCCAGGGCAAGGUCACGAUGUCUCUGCCAGGAAACUUCACAAAGGGGGCCAGCUGGGAGGAGGUGAUCCAGGCCUGUAUCCAGUCCUUUGACGUGGAGGGCUCUGUAUGUGGAAGCAGCCACCUGAUGAACAUCACCCUGACCAUGCACCGACUUCUCAUGUCCUCCAGUGACCUCCUGGAGAAACUCACCUCCCUAUUUAAAAGCGCCGUGGAGAAUGAGCAGUCCACAGAAUGUGAGAGGAUCUGCUACUUCAUCAGGUAUUGGAUCCAGGAGUUCUGGACAAUGUUCCGGUUGCACAGCAGCCUGUCAGACUCCAUGGAACAGUUCCAGGAUCUCAUCAGAGAUCAGGGCCAGGAGAGGCUGUGCCCUCUGUUGCAGACUCAAUGGAUAAAUGACAGGCACUGGUCUCAGAAGCCCAGUCAGAAAAUCAAGGCUAACAGCAGUAAGAAGAGGAAAGUGUCUCUGCUGUUUGAUCACCUGGAGCCCAUCGAACUGGCUGAGCACCUCACCUACCUGGAGUUCAAGUCCUUCUGUAGAAUAUCAUUUGCAGACUACCAGAACUACAUCCGCAGUUGCUGCAUGAAGGACAACCCCAUGAUGGAACGUUCCAUUACGUUGUGUAAUGGUAUCUCACAGUGGGUGCAGCUCAUGGUUCUGAGUCGGCCUACAGCUCAGCUGAGAGCAGAGGUUUUCACCAAGUUCAUCCAUGUGGCUCAGAGCCUCCAUCUUAUGCACAACUUCAACACACUAAUGGCUGUGGUGGGGGGCCUGUGCCACAGCUCCAUCUCCAGACUUAAAGAGACCAGUUCACAUGUAUCCCACGAGGUCACCAAGGUGCUGAAUGAGAUGACAGACCUCCUGUCCUCUUGUAGGAACUAUGACAACUACCGUCAGGCGUACAGCAGGUGUGCAGGCUUUAAGAUCCCCAUCCUGGGGGUCCACCUCAAGGACCUGAUCUCAGUCAACGAGGCCAUGUCAGACUAUGUAGAGGACUACAAGGUGAAUGUUCAGAAGCUCCAGGCUCUGUAUAACCACAUCAACGAGCUGAUCCAGCUACAGCAGAUCACCCCACAGCUCGACGCCAACAAAGACCUGGUCCACCUUCUCACGCUGUCCCUGGACCUCUACUACACAGAGGAUGAGAUUUAUGAGCUGUCUUACACCAGGGAGCCCAAGAACAACAAAGCACCCCCAGCCACCCCCUCUAGACCUCCAGUGGUUGUGAACUGGGCUUCAGGAGUGCCCCCCAAACCUGACCCAAAAACCAUCAGCAAACAUGUGCAAAGAAUGGUGGAUUCCGUGUUUAAAAACUAUGACCAUGAUGAGAAUGGCUUCAUCUCUCAAGGGGACUUUGAGAAAAUUGCUGCUAGCUUUCCAUUCUCCUUCUGUGUCAUGGACAAAGAGAAGGAAGGCCUCAUCAGCAGAGAGGAGAUCACAGCCUAUUUCAUGCGUGCUAGUGUCAUCUGCUCCAAACUGGGUCUUGGCUUUGUCCACAACUUUCAGGAGACCACCUACAUGAAGCCCACCUUCUGUGACAACUGCUCUGGAUUCUUGUGGGGCGUCAUAAAACAAGGCUACAGAUGCAGAGACUGUGGGAUGAACUGCCAUAGGCUCUGUAAGGAUCAGGUGGCGUUUGAGUGUAAGAAGAAUGCCAAGGGCAGUAGCACCUCUGAAGGUCCACUAACACCAGGCUCCACACCCGGCACCACAUGUGGCCCAGAAGGCUCAGAAGAGGGGCCUUUCCCGUACCCCUCAGAGGAAUGUAGGGACUGGAGCCUUGACUCACCGGCCCCCUCCCAUCUGAGGCUCCCCCCUGAGCUGUCCAUGCCUGUGGGGGUCCACCGCAGCACCCAGACAGAGGGCCCCCACGCCCCUGCCCCCCCUCCAGAGCCUAGUCGGCUGCAGCCAGUACAGUCCUCUCUCCUGGCCCCUGUACCCUCCUCUCUCUUGGCCCCCAUACCCCCCUCCCUCACCCCAUGCCCCAGCCCGGUGCCCCAACGUAAACGACGGGCCUACGCCAAGUGGGAGAACAGAGCCUCUACAGUGCUAAAGCCCAGGGAGCCGGACGAAGACAACAAACCCACCUAUGAUAAUCUGGAAACGGAGAACCAGAAGCUUCAGAAGAACAACGAGACGCUGCGUAAGAAGCUGAGGGAGACGCAGCGCGAGGUAGAGAUCCUGCAGACACUCCUAAAGAGGCACGCCCUUCACUCCGUGGUGGAGGACUCCUCCUCCUCCUCCUCCUAGCCAGGAACGCCCCUCAGCCGGUCAGACACACCCACUCUAUGACAUCACAGGUGAUGCUCAGCCAUCUGUCUCCAGAGCCACUGACAGUACUGUAUGUCUUGGAGGACCCUAGUGCCACACAGUCGAGAAGAUACACAGACGGACCUAAAACUCCCUGUGAGGAGACGCUGUUACUCACAGUAUGGUAUAUACAGCCAGUCUUAACACCAGUUGCAGCCAAUCACAGCCAAAAUGGGGUUAUGAGGCAAAACCAAUGAACGUACCAUCCUGAAUAGGACACAGACAAUCAAAGUACAGUACCAGCCAUCAUGGAACAUAGCCAAAACAUAUCCAAUCAGUGUGCCAUCGACUUUGGGACUCUGACAAUCAGAAUGAUAGAGGCCACUGUGUUGUUAGGGACCUUCAAUGGGGCGGCAGGUAGCCUAGUGGUUAGAGCGUUGGACUAGUAACCGAAAGGUUGCAAGAUUGAAUCCCUGAGCUGACAAGGUAAAAAUCUGUCGUUCUGCCCCUGAACAAGGCAGUUAUUAACCCACUGUUCCUAGGCCGUCAUUGAAAAUAAGAAUUUGUUCUUAACUGACUUGCCUAGUCAAUCAGAAAACCACACAGUAUGGCAGAAAGACCAGGAAACUUAAUCCAGGUGUACUGUGUAGUUAUUGUCCUGUUUUAGGUAAUAACAAGGUUGCAUAAUGUAUACAACAUGUAAAUCCACGUGAUUUCAAUGUUACUGUCCAUAUUUAUUGUUAAAACACUACAAACUCUAGAGUUAAUGUCAAUCAUUGAGGAAAAGAUAAGCAGAGUUCAAUUUUUUUUUAAACGGGUAGAUAUAGACAAAUACGUGUUUUUAUGUAUGUGUAAGACAUUUUAUCGAAAGAAUACAUUCAACCACAGUUUUAUCAUGUAUAUUUCAUCAGCUCAGUGUUGUCCAUAGUAGCAAUUAACAUAAUAUUAGAUGUUUCACCAAUGACAUACCAUGUAAAUUCCCUAAGCGCAUGAUAUAUUGUGGUGCCAUCGUACCAGUAUUUCUCUCAAGAUGUCCUCUCUCAGUAUUGCUGUCAUAAUGAAUGUUUUAAUAAAGACAUAUUCUCUAUUA
This is a messenger RNA of Salmo salar (Atlantic salmon), 3702 nucleotides long. Its product is annotated as RAS guanyl-releasing protein 1. The record is from RefSeq and is a predicted model, not a curated record. Gene Ontology annotation, molecular function: calcium ion binding; guanyl-nucleotide exchange factor activity. Gene Ontology annotation, biological process: Ras protein signal transduction. Lineage: Eukaryota; Metazoa; Chordata; Actinopteri; Salmoniformes; Salmonidae. Gene Ontology annotation, cellular component: plasma membrane.